CCCUGGCGGAGUCCAACAUGCACCGGGAACAGUGAGCACCUGAUGCAGCUGUACAGUGCUCGUCAGCGGCGGAGAUUGAACCACGGUCUGUCGCGCAAGCAGCAGUCCCUCCUGAAGCGCCUGUGCAAGGCAAAGAAGGAGGCCCCACCAAUGGAGAAGCCCGAGGUUGUGAAGACCCACUUGCGAGACAUGAUCAUACUGCCUGAGAUGGUGGGCUCCAUGGUAGGAGUCCACAAUGGAAAGACCUUCAAUCAGGUGGAAAUUAAGCCUGAGAUGAUUGGCCACUACCUUGGAGGGUUCUCCAUCACGUAUAAACCUGUCAAGCAUGGUCAUCCUGGUAUCGGAGCAACACGCUCGUCAUGCUUCAUCCCGCAGAAGUAAAACUGCAAUUUCUUGAUGUAAAUAA
This is a messenger RNA of Scleropages formosus (Asian bonytongue), 406 nucleotides long. Its product is annotated as 40S ribosomal protein S15-like. NCBI's taxonomy places the organism in Eukaryota, Metazoa, Chordata, Actinopteri, Osteoglossiformes, Osteoglossidae. Gene Ontology annotation, biological process: ribosomal small subunit assembly; translation. Gene Ontology annotation, cellular component: ribosome; cytosolic small ribosomal subunit. Bases 43 to 381 code for a protein of 112 amino acids. Gene Ontology annotation, molecular function: structural constituent of ribosome. The transcript has 3 exons. The record is from RefSeq and is a predicted model, not a curated record.